GGACAGACCAAAUAGAGUUGAAGUGUUUCAGUAGCGACUUACACGAUGGUGAAAAAGGUUUAAUCAUCAAGCGCUUCUCAAUCGGAAGUCUGCAGCAUAGUCCUUUUCUAUAGAUAUCACACCCUCGGGAUGGACCUUCUCAAUCUGAGGGGUGAUCUACACAUGGCUAACCCUCAUGCAUGUAUACAUCCUCUCCACCACAUGCAAGAGGACUGCUUGUUGUCCAAUGUACUGCAGUCCUGCUGUGUUGCCAAAUGGAUUCUUCAUCAGCUGGAUUUUUAACAUGCUACUGAAUAUAGGCUGGCUCCUUCUGUGGGACAGAGAGGUGAUCAUUGCUUCAUUGAUUUUCCUUGCCUUAAUCGCCUUCACAAACUACUUGGUUAUAUUUUUUUCCUGCUAUGGCCUCAAAGAAUAUGAAGCCUGGUUAAACAAAUAUCACAAAGUAGACCUCUGGUGCAUGCGAAUGCUGAAUGCCAUUGCAACAUACACCACAUGGACAGCUGUUGCCACCCUGAUCAACUUCACUAUUGUGCUAAAUUAUGAUGCGGGAAUGACCAGAUCAGAUGCAGGAACCGUUUCUCUCUCAAUUCUUUUGGGUGAAGUCAGUGCUUGGUUUAUUGCUGAGAACUUUGUGUUUGAAAAGCACCUGCGAUACAUUCUGACAGUCUACCCUGUCCUCAUUGUGGAUCUGAGCAGAAACAUGACAAAAAACUUUGACACUGCAGAUCCAAGCAGCAAUGGCAUUUUCUUAGGUGACGCGUGUUCGAGUCCCGGCUCGUGAGUUCCUUUCCUGAUCCCAUUCCCACUAUUCUCACCUGUCAUUUCCUGUCUCCUCUCCACUAACUCUGUCAAAAAAAAAAAAAACACCACACUUUAACAUAAUUUGAAAAAAAUAAAUAAAAUACACAACCAAUAUAAAAAAGUGAUGUUUACGUUAAAAAACAUUUUUUACAUUCAGCAAUAAAAUCAUAAAGCUCACAUGGGUCACAAGGCAUAGCAAUCAGAGAAUAUGUGUACAUGGGAGGGCAAGGUCAUAGUUUGAGAGGGGAAGUCAAGAGGGUGAGUUUGUAAGGAGUGCUGAGUCCUAACUAAAUGUAACUAUAGUGUUAAUAGAGUGCGAGAGUACUUCCUAGAGUGACUGUCCAUCUAUUUACUGUUUAUCAAUUUGUUUAAGCAGUAUUUUCUGUAUU
Myxocyprinus asiaticus (Chinese sucker) is the source of this 1190-nucleotide messenger RNA. RefSeq lists its product as uncharacterized. NCBI's taxonomy places the organism in Eukaryota, Metazoa, Chordata, Actinopteri, Cypriniformes, Catostomidae. Bases 176 to 781 code for a protein of 201 amino acids. The record is from RefSeq and is a predicted model, not a curated record. The transcript is spliced from 8 exons.